Tupaia belangeri chinensis (Chinese tree shrew) is the source of this 1231-nucleotide messenger RNA. RefSeq names its product solute carrier family 5 member 10 (gene SLC5A10). The coding region runs from base 206 to 1216 and encodes 336 amino acids. Gene Ontology annotation, molecular function: D-glucose:sodium symporter activity. The transcript is spliced from 9 exons. Lineage: Eukaryota; Metazoa; Chordata; Mammalia; Scandentia; Tupaiidae. Gene Ontology annotation, biological process: transmembrane transport. The record is from RefSeq and is a predicted model, not a curated record. Gene Ontology annotation, cellular component: plasma membrane.
CCCUGGGCGCCCCCUGCCCUGGGACGGCUCUGGGGAGGCGGUGGAGGAGCGGCCACACUUCACAGCCAUGGCUCUGCACGCAGCCUCGCCGUGGGCUGCAGGUGCCCCCGGCCUGCUCGGUUUAAUGAUCAAUUAAGUCCCUGCCAGACAGCCCUGGGCGACCCGGCCAGCCCGCAGUCCCCGUGGCUCCCCACCGAGCUGCAGCAUGGCUGGGCCCGACAACUCCACUGGCGGCGUCCACGCUCCGGGGCCCACGCUCAGCGUGGCCGACAUCAUCGUCAUCACCGUGUAUUUUGCCCUGAACGUGGCCGUGGGCAUUUGGUCCUCCUGUCGGGCCAGCAGGAACACAGUGAGCGGCUACUUCCUGGCCGGCCGGGACAUGACCUGGUGGCUGAUUGGAGCCUCCCUCUUUGCCAGCAGUGAAGGCUCUGGCCUCUUCAUCGGGCUGGCGGGCUCGGGCGCGGCUGGAGGCCUGGCGGUGGCAGGUUUCGAGUGGAAUGCCACCUACGUGCUGCUGGCACUGGCCUGGGUGUUCGUGCCCAUCUACAUGUCCUCGGAGAUCGUCACGUUGCCUGAGUACAUCGAGCGGCGGUACGGGGGCCAGCGGAUACGCGUCUACCUGUCCGUCCUGUCCUUGCUGCUGUCCGUCUUCACCAAGAUAUCGCUGGACCUGUACGCGGGGGCCCUGUUCGUGCACAUCUGCCUGGGCUGGAACUUCUACCUGUCCACCAUCCUCACGCUCAUCAUCACUGCCCUGUAUACCAUCGCAGGGGGCCUGGCCGCGGUGAUAUACACAGACGCGCUGCAGACGCUCAUCAUGGUGGUCGGAGCUGUCAUCCUGGCGGUCAAAGCUUUCGACCAGAUCGGCGGUUACGGGCAGCUGGAGGCCGCCUAUGCCCGGGCUGUGCCUGCCAGGACCAUCGCCAACACCACCUGCCACCUGCCACGUGCAGAUGCCAUGCACAUGUUCCGAGACCCCUACACAGGGGACCUCCCGUGGACCGGGAUGACCUUCGGCCUGACCAUCAUGGCCGCCUGGUACUGGUGCACUGACCAGGUCAUCGUGCAGCGGUCCCUGUCUGCCCGGGACCUGAACCACGCCAAGGCGGGCUCCGUCCUCGCCAGCUACCUCAAGAUGCUCCCCAUGGGUCUGAUGAUCAUGCCGGGUAUGAUCAGCCGUGUUCUGUUCCCAGGUAUGACGGGCUCUGGGUGCUGAGCCGGGCCGCAGGAA